This is a messenger RNA of Galdieria sulphuraria, 2353 nucleotides long. RefSeq names its product anion exchanger, AE family. The record is from RefSeq and is a predicted model, not a curated record. The annotation marks the transcript as partial. NCBI's taxonomy places the organism in Eukaryota, Rhodophyta, Bangiophyceae, Galdieriales, Galdieriaceae. Gene Ontology annotation, molecular function: solute:inorganic anion antiporter activity. The transcript has a single exon. Gene Ontology annotation, cellular component: plasma membrane. Gene Ontology annotation, biological process: transmembrane transport; monoatomic anion transport; monoatomic ion homeostasis.
UCAAUUUAGGCUCUUUAAAUGGUUCUCUUACCGAAUUUGUUGGUUUGGUUUUGACCGGAAGUGGUACUGGCAUGGUUUAUUCUGCUCCAGAAACUGCAAAAUCUGUUGCCAGUCUACUAGCAGACGCAGAAUUUCGNGAAGAAAGUUUNAAUUGUCCUACAGANGANGAUUUAAGGAUAGCUAUCCAUCGUUUUGUGGAACGCCAAUCAGCACGNAAAGAACAAAGGGAGGAGAAUGCCGUGAAACCGCUNAAUCAACAAAUGCAUCANGAGAGCAANGAUGCAACUUUGAAUCAAACCAUCGGCAUAAUGAANGAAAAGAUAUACGCAAGUUCAAAUUCUGUUCAUCGUCGCUAUCAUCUUCUAGGAUAUUGGACCUCUGUUAUGUUCUUGUAUCCUUUUGUCUUAGUUAUUGCNGACCUAAAGCGUCGUUUGCCACAUUACCUGUCAGACUUUGUUUUCGAAAUCAACCAAAGACGUGCUCAACAGAAAUACUUGUUUGCCAGUAUAUUUCUAAUUUUUACCGCAACACUUCCUGCCAUUGUCUUUGGCUAUAUUGUGGAAAGAACCACUCAUGGGCAGAUCGGUGUGAUAGAGUGUCUCUUUUCUCAAGGGGUACUCGGUCUGGGGUUUGCACUAUUNAGUGGUCAACCUCUCAUGGUNAAUAUGAUUACUGGGCCUACUGUUGUUUAUAUUCAAGUACUUAUGCGAUGGUCAGACAAGCUAGGAUUCGAGUUCCUUCCGUUCUAUGCAUGGACUGGAAUAUGGAUGGGCAUCUUUCUUAUUUUAUCAGGCUGUCUNAAUACAGCUGCUCUUAUUCCUUAUUUGGGAAGGUUCACGGACGAAAUCUUUCAGACCUUCAUUGGUUUCAUUUUCAUUCAGUAUUGGUUUACNGAAUUGAUUCGAAUUACACAUCAUGGUUAUACGCAAGUAUUAUUAUUUUUGUUUCUCUCUUUUUUGACUUUGAUUUUGGCGUUAUUCUUUCUUUUUCUUCGAGGCAGUUAUCUAUUGGUACCUUCCAUUCGCAAUGUAUUUGGAGAUAUUGGGCCCUCACUUGCUGUCCUUAUAGUCACAGGUAUAAGCUAUGCUUUCGAUCCAGUGGUCGUNGAACGACUGGAUAUAAGAGGUCCUAUUGGUUANAGUACUACUACAGGAAGACCUUGGAUAGUUCCUGUGGGNGAUCUAGAAGUUGGUUAUGUAUUUCUAGCAGGUGUAACUGGAUUUCUCUUGUUCUUGGUUGUUUUUAUNGAUCAAAACGUUUGCACGUAUAUUGUAGAAAGACCAGAGAANAGGCUUCGNAAAGGAACAGCUUANAGUUGGAAUAUGGUGAUAGUAGGCAUUUUGAAUAUAAUUGCGUCAGUUUUAGGUAUGCCGUGGAUGUAUGCAGGGCUACCUCAUUCUUUAUUACAUGUUUAUGCUUUGGCNGAUGUNGAAGAACGAGAAUCAUUGGGAAGAACAACUUAUCGCGUCAUUCAUGCCAGAGAGGUUCGAAUAGUAGGCUUAGUAGCCUACUUGUUUUCAUUUCUGAUCAUUCUGGCAAAGCCUGCUCUCGAUCAGCUUCCUAUAGAUGUGCUAUAUGGAUUUAUUUUAUUUAUGGGUGUAGCUUCCUUUCAAAGNAAUGGCUUAGUAGAACGCCUUAUUCUUCUGUUUACACAACCGGAAAGAUACCCUCCAAGCCAUAUCAUUCGCCGUGUGCAACGCGUUCAUAUUCAUGUUUAUACUUUGAUUCAGCUCUUUUUAGUAAUCUUGUUGUUUUUCGUUGCCGUGAAUUUCUAUCGUGGUUCAACCAUGUUCAAUACUGGACUUAUUUUUCCAUUUGUUUUGUUCCUUUUUAUUCCUUUNAAGUUUGGGCUUUUGUAUCGCUGGUUUCCAAAGCGNGAAAUAUUAGCAUUGGAAUCGGGCUCAUCGUGACUGUAUAGAUUUGUAAAGAACUUGUAAAAACCAUUUUUAUUUCUUUUGCUUUUCAAGCUUUUGCUUCAUGGGUCUAGCUAUAUACAUAGUAUUGGAUUGGAAACUUACUUUCAUAGGAUUCGAAUGAUUUUCAUUGAUAGAUUGAUUGCUUCAUUCAAUAAGGGAUGAGAUGAAUUCCUAGACCAAGUUCAAGACCAGUUAACAAAAUUGCUAAAUCAAAAUGAAUGGAAAACAUAAUCAAAGUGCAAUAAACAGUUUCAGAGAAGAGAGCUCAUGUUUGCCGUGUCAAAAAGCUAUUCAAUUUCCAUGCAAGCUAAAAAUGAACUUUUCACUCUUUCAUGGAAUGGAUAUUAUUACUCAUAGAGCAUUUGCAAUUUCUACUUCUUUUUGCAACUCCAAGCAAUCCUUGAAAAAACGAACAUCAUAAAAGUUUAAAACUCUUU